Aureobasidium musti is the source of this 381-nucleotide messenger RNA. The record is from the annotation of a GenBank genome assembly. Lineage: Eukaryota; Fungi; Ascomycota; Dothideomycetes; Dothideales; Saccotheciaceae.
AUGGAGGAGGCAUUGGACUGGGUAUCUGAGAAUCAGAGCACAGUCGCCUUGACUUGGGUCGCUGUGGUGUUCGCUACUGCUGUUCUGUGGUUUGCAACAAAAGGAGAAUCUGAAGCCGCUGUGGACUUUGAAGUGCCACUGCCUAAGCAGUGUGGACCUGGUUGGCAAGGAGAGGUCUUGCAGGAACCUAGUUUGAAGAUCUCAGGUUCUUCAGCAGUGCAAUGCUACUGCCCAGCAACAGGUCAACUCCUCGGCGUCAUCAACCCUUCUACCCCUGAUGGCAUUGAUAGAGCUAUUGCACGUGCUCAAGAAGCUCAGCGUACUUGGGCGCUAACGACGUUCUCGCAACGUAGAAAGGUCCUUAGAACAUUGUUGAAGUAA